Acanthocheilonema viteae is the source of this 561-nucleotide messenger RNA. The record is from the annotation of a GenBank genome assembly. Lineage: Eukaryota; Metazoa; Nematoda; Chromadorea; Rhabditida; Onchocercidae.
AUGGGAAAGAUACAUUAUUCAAGACAGCCGGAAAAUAGCACAAAAUCGUGUAAAGCACGUGGUUCCGACCUUCGAGUACAUUUCAAAAAUACUCAUGAAACGGCUCAAGCCAUCAAACAUAUGCCACUAAAGCGUGCAAUACGUUUUCUGGAAAAUGUGAAAGAGAAGAAGGAGAUUGUUCCAUUCCGGAAAUUCAAUCAUCGUGUUGGGCGUAAAGCACAAGCGAAAGCUUGGAGGCAUACACAGGGUAGAUGGCCAAAGAAAUCAGCUGAAUUUUUGUUGCAGCUUUUGAGAAAUGCGGAAAGUAAUGCAGAGUAUAAAGGAUUGGAUACAGAUCAUCUUGUAAUCGAACACAUUCAAGUGCAGCGUGCUCCAAAAGUACGUCGACGAACAUAUCGUGCUCAUGGCAGAAUCAAUCCUUAUAUGUCAUCGCCGUGUCAUGUGGAAGUAAUUUUAUCAGAGAAAGAGGAAGUAGUCACAAAGCCAACGGAUGAUGUAGGAAAAGUGAAGAAAGAAUCAAAAAAGAAGCAACGUCGUAUUUUGGCUCGUGGCGACUAUUAA